Messenger RNA from Aphis gossypii (cotton aphid), 838 nucleotides. RefSeq names its product dynein light chain roadblock-type 2-like. Gene Ontology annotation, molecular function: dynein intermediate chain binding. Gene Ontology annotation, cellular component: cytoplasmic dynein complex; centrosome; cytoplasm. Gene Ontology annotation, biological process: microtubule-based movement. The transcript is spliced from 3 exons. The record is from RefSeq and is a predicted model, not a curated record. NCBI's taxonomy places the organism in Eukaryota, Metazoa, Arthropoda, Insecta, Hemiptera, Aphididae. The coding region runs from base 457 to 765 and encodes 102 amino acids.
CCGUGGCUGGCUGUAGUGCGGUAUUGUGGCAAUGUGGUGGCUUGUGGGUCAUAUAAUUAAAAAUAAUAAUACGAAUACGCUGGUCAAAUAAAAAUAAUUCAUUUGUAAAUAAUAAAUAAUAUAAUAGUUAUUGUGAAAUUCAUUUGCCGCGUUGUAUGUACGCAGCUGCAGUGGUGUAAAUACCUAGUGUAUAAAAUUACCAAGUAUCCGAAUUUACUACACAUCAUUUAGCCGUUCAGGUACAGUUCGUACUUUAAAAUAUUUUUCGUUUUCAAUCAGAGUUAUAUCUAUAAUCUCAUAUAGUUAGUAAAUUCAACAUCUAUAUACUUAACGUGUUUUAAAAUUGUUAACCAAAAUAAGCCCAACACCUGCAAGCUAGUAGCUACAUUAUAUACGUAUAUAAAUGAGAUAGAAAUUAUACAUAGCUUAAAAUAUAUGAAAUAUUUUUAAAAUAAAAUGGCUACUCAAAUAGAAGAAACUCUGAAAAGAAUUCAAACCAGUGACGGUGUCAUCGGCUUCGUAAUAAUAAACAGCGUUGGCAUCCCAAUCAAAUCAAAUCUGGACGAUGCAAUGGCCGUUCGGUACGCCGGAUUAGUACAGCAGCUAAUCGCAACAUCAAUGGUAGUGAUCAAAAAAGGCGAUCCGACCGAUAAAUUAACGUACUUCCGGUUGCGUACCAAACAUAAUGAGAUCAUAGUAAUACCAGAUAAACAUUAUCUUAUGAUCGUAAUUCAAAAACCUACUGGCUCUAGAUCACCAAUGUGAAAUUUGCUAAAAAUUUGUUAUCUUAAUUAUUAUAAUAUAUGUAUAUAAUUAAAUAACUUAAAAAUAUUUAAAA